AUGACACAUAUGAAGAGUUUAGGCCAUAAUAAUGGAUUAAUGGAUGAGGAAAGAGCACUAUCGCUGGAGGAAAGUCUGGCAUAUGAUGGCACACGAGUUUUGUUGGAGGCAUUCAAUCUGAUAAUACAAUCGCAAAUAAAUUUUAGCAAAGCUCUGGAAAGUGAGGCUCCAGUAGUUGUUUCAACUGUCAAUUUGACCAAAAACCAUAUCGAUCCGACCUGUCCUACACUCAAACCGUUCAAAUUUGGUGAAGUCAUUGCAAACCAUCUAAAGAUUACGUCAACCACUGGCAUCACCGGUAAUAUCGAGUUUCACAGCACUGGUCUCAGAAAGAAUUACUCGAUCGAAGUCUUCGAGAUCACCAAUAAUGGACUCUUCGAGAAGAUAGCCUUGUGGUCGGAUAUUUCGGGUCUCAAAGUAUUGCAACCAAACAGGUAUCGCAUCGGUGGUGAGCCGACACCAACCAACCAGACUCUAACCUAUACCAUCACAUCUAUUUUAGAGGAUCCCUUCCUUAUGGCUAAACCGGAAAAGAAAGGAGUUGUCCUCAGAGGAAACGAUCGUUUUGAAGGAUAUGUUAAGGAUCUGAUCGAUUUAUUAGCUCAUAUGGUUGGCUUUGAAUACACUAUACAUUUGGUUAAUGAUUCCCGAUAUGGCGGAUAUUAUGGCAGUAAUAUUACCGAUGGUCGUUGGAAUGGCAUGAUUGGUGAACUGAUCCGCCAUGAAGUUCACAUGGCAAUCGCACCGUUGACUAUCACACACCAGCGUAUGUCUGUUGUAGACUUUAGCCAUCCGUUUAUGACGAGCGGCAUAUCKAUGAUGUUUAAGAAGCCUAACAUUACACCCCAAGACAUGUUCCCAUUUGUGCGACCAUUGAGUAAGGAGGUCUGGGCGGCCGUUGCGUUGGCCGUCGUUAUUGUUUCAUUCAUCUUCUAUAUCGUAUCGAAGUUGUCCUACGAUUAUGACAUUCAUGACAACAGUACMGACAAUAACACCACAACCGUAUCGUUAUGUUCCAGUCUUUCCUAUUCAAUCGGUGUCCUCGUCUAUCAGGUAUCCGGUGUUUAUCCGCACUCCAUAUCGAGCCGAAUAGUAUCAGUCGUUUGGUGGCUCUUUGUAUUCACAAUUGUUUCAACAUAUUUGGCUAAUUUGACGUCUAAUUCAGUGUUAAAUAAAAUGAAGUUUACGUUAUAUCAUAUCUCUGGAAAAUAUGAGUCAAUUAGCGAUGGAUUUCUUUAUUAUGACCAAAUGCCAGUACCAAUAGCAUCGGUCGAUGAUUUGGCCGAUCAGAAUGUCAUUGAUUUUGGUUUCUUAAGAAACUCGGCUACAGAAUCGUAUUUUAAAAAAUCAAAAUUAUCAAUAAUUUGGAAAAUGUGGAAAAAGGUUGAUGAAAAAAGUGAUCAACUUUUAGUCAACUCUUAUAGAGAAGGCAUUCAAAGGGUACGGGACUCGGAUGGACAGUAUGUCUUCCUAUUGGAGUCGCCGGUCAACGAUUAUAUUAACGAUCGUCAGCCAUGCAAUACAUACAGAGUGGGCAAAGAUAUUAAUAUUGUUGAAUAUGGAGUAGCACUGCCUAAAGGAUCGCCUAUUAGAGAUAAAAUAAAUGAAGCAAUUAUACAAUUGAAGGAAAAUGGAGAUUUGAAAAAAUUGCAAAAUCACUGGUGGAGGGAUAGAUCUCAAUGCAAAUACGUUGACAUUAAAGAUUUAUCCAACUCUAACAUAACGUUUGACAAUAUAAUCAUUGGUCUCAUUGUUUUGAGCGCCGGUCUUGUGUUAGCCUUUUUCGUGUCAAUCGUUGAACACUUCUGUAACCGAAAGAUCUCAUAUAAGACAAGACAAUCAAAUUAUACCAUUUCUAAACAGGAGGAACGGGAGGAAAAUAUUGAAGAUAUUGAAGACAAAAAUUCAGCCAAAAGAAGAAUUAUCAAAAACUAA
Oppia nitens is the source of this 1935-nucleotide messenger RNA. RefSeq names its product glutamate receptor 1-like. The coding region runs from base 1 to 1935 and encodes 644 amino acids. Gene Ontology annotation, molecular function: transmitter-gated monoatomic ion channel activity involved in regulation of postsynaptic membrane potential; glutamate-gated receptor activity. NCBI's taxonomy places the organism in Eukaryota, Metazoa, Arthropoda, Arachnida, Sarcoptiformes, Oppiidae. The record is from RefSeq and is a predicted model, not a curated record. The transcript is spliced from 11 exons. Gene Ontology annotation, biological process: modulation of chemical synaptic transmission; synaptic transmission, glutamatergic; monoatomic ion transport. Gene Ontology annotation, cellular component: plasma membrane; postsynaptic membrane.